Messenger RNA from Apus apus (common swift), 1710 nucleotides. Its product is annotated as borealin-2-like. Lineage: Eukaryota; Metazoa; Chordata; Aves; Apodiformes; Apodidae. The record is from RefSeq and is a predicted model, not a curated record. Gene Ontology annotation, cellular component: chromosome passenger complex; chromosome, centromeric region; spindle midzone. The coding region runs from base 196 to 1101 and encodes 301 amino acids. The transcript is spliced from 10 exons. Gene Ontology annotation, biological process: mitotic sister chromatid segregation.
CAGCCCGUGCCCCCCCGGGCCGGCCCGUCCCGUCCCGUCCCCUCGCAGCGGGCCCGAGGCGCUCCCGCCGCCCCGAGGGUGUGUCCGCCCGGGCCCGGAGGCGGAGGGGAGCGUGACCAGUACUAAAGCUCUUACCGAGGCUCUUACUGAAGCUGCCGGGGCGCGGAGCGGGCGCCGGUUCCGCGGGAGGCCGCCAUGCCCCUGAGGAAGCCCGCGGGCAAGCGCCGCAGCACCGACUCGGGCGUGGAGCCGGACCGCGGGGCGGUUUCCCAGGAGAAGAAGGAUCAGCGCAUCGCGCUCUUCCUCAGCGACUUCGACCAGCAGGCCAAGGAAAAUAUCCAGGAAAUGAAGAAAGAGCUUGAUUCGGUUUUGCAAACAGCUGAGAAGGCGUUUACGGUGGAGCUGCUGAAGAUGCCAGUUGCCAUCAGGAAAAUGAAAAGGAAAGACUUGCUCAUUGCAGGUUUGCAAGGAGGGGAGGAAGUGGCUCUUGCUGCUGCAGUGACUGACUGCUCUCUAGAAGAUAUACCAAAUCCAAAACUGGUGAGGACCAACAGCAAAAAAGUUAAGGUAACUACAAUUGUUGAAUAUGGAGAUGCCAAGCACAUUUCUGCAAAGAAAAUAUCUAAAAAAGUUUCCAAAACAAAAUCAUUGGUUUCAUUGGCGUCUGGUUUAAGUACGAAACUGAACACUCUCUCUAGGUCUGCUCACUCCUCUGCAAGUGUGACUGAGGCCUUUAAGUCUCUUGCUUCUGAUUGCAGUGCCACAAAUUUCAAAGCCACGCCAAAGUUAUCUAAAAGUGCUGGACUACAACAGACUGUCUCGAGAACUGUACCUACCACUGGAAGAGCUCAAGGCAUGUUACUCAGAAGUAAAUCAGUACCCCAGGAUAAAACUGUGCCAUUUGUAAACAUUCCCCUGGCUGAUGGACAGACACUCUGUAUGGCUGGUGGAGACCUCCAUAAUAUUGAUGUGCAGCUACUAAAUCAAGAUACAGUACAGCAUAUUCAUAACUUAGUGAAUCGAAGGGGUUGGAAGGGACCUCUGAAGAUCAUAGAGCACAGCCCCCCUGCUGCAGCAGGAACACCUAGGGAAGAUCAGUAAAAAAAUAGAAAAUAACUUCUGAGGUUAAGCCUAAAUGGAUUGGCAUAAAUUGGAGGGAGGAACAGGGCAAGGGAGGAGCAGGGAGGGGAGAACUGCUGCUCACAGAUAAUGCGUAAAAGUAAGUGCACUUAAAUAAGCAUGUGCUGUUUGGCAAUUGCCUGAGGGACAACAGAAGCAUAAACUCAUUUUAGGUUACUCUGGUGUCUCUCGUACCAAGUGAGCACACUGCCAUUCUCUACCUCAUAUUCACAGAGGCUUAAAAAGCAAGUGCUAAGUUUUGAUUAUUAGUUUAAUGGAGAGGUUGUAACAUGUCCCUUGCUCAGUAAGAACUACACUCCUGCUAAUUUUCUGCUGUUGAAUAGUAACUGCGUUACCUUUGAGAAAUAAGAAAUAUUAAUCAGUGUACAGUCUUGCAAGUAUAUAGACUUCAGGGCCUCAAUGAGUUAAGCUAAAGGUCUGGAAGCUGGUUCAGUAUUUUAUAACAUGGACCUGCCUCUAUAGGUAGAGAAUGGGGGAGUGCUUGCUCACUACUUGCUUUAGCAAAAGUGACUAUUCUUACUCCUCUUCCCAGUUCUGUUGGGCAGCUUGAACUAAAAUGUUUUUUUUUCC